Hordeum vulgare subsp. vulgare (domesticated barley) is the source of this 1748-nucleotide messenger RNA. RefSeq names its product putative BPI/LBP family protein At1g04970. Lineage: Eukaryota; Viridiplantae; Streptophyta; Magnoliopsida; Poales; Poaceae. Gene Ontology annotation, molecular function: lipid binding. Bases 105 to 1574 code for a protein of 489 amino acids. The record is from RefSeq and is a predicted model, not a curated record. The transcript has 6 exons.
ACAGCCCGUCAGACUCAGAGUUCACCAGACUACCGCUGCUACCUGCCUUCCUUCCUUCCUCUUCUUCCUUCCGCCGUCCGCCUCCUUCCCCUCCCCCACCCGCCAUGGCCCAUCAUCACCACCUCCUCCCUUCACUCCUCCUCCUCUCCCUCUUCGCCUCCGCCGCGGCCACCGGCGACGAGGCGCACCUCUCCGCGGUGAUCGGCGAUACGGGCCUGGCCUUCGCCAAGGACGUGCUGAUCGGCGAGGCGGUGCGGUCGCUCACCCCGCUCCGCCUUCCCGGGGCGGAGAAGGCCUUCCGCCUGCCCUUCCUCGGCGGCAUCCGCGCCGCCGUCUCCAACAUCACGCUCUUCCACCUCGACGUGGGGGAUGACUCCGUCGUUCGCCUCGGCGACUCGGCCCUCGUCGUCGUCGCCUCCGGCAUUACCGCCAACAUCAGCAUGGCCUGGAGCUACUCCUACUACUCCUGGUACUUCCCCGUGGAGAUCUCCGACAGCGGCACCGCUUCGAUCCUGGUUCAAGGAAUGGAAGUUGGGACAACCAUGGAAAUCAAGAAUUACAAUGGAAGUUUGGCUCUGAACGCCACACAAUGUGGUUGUUCUGUGAAGGACUUGGUGAUAUCUCUGGAUGGUGGAGCGUCUUGGUUUUAUCAAGGGUUUAUAAAUGCUUUUGAAGACCAUAUUCGAGCUGCGGUUGAAAAGGUAAUACCGGAAAAUAUUAUUGAAAGCACAUCAAAACUGGACUCGUUGCUUCAAGGUCUUCCUAGGAGUGUUAGUCUGGACAAUGUCACUUCUCUGAACAUGACUUUUGUUAAUGAUCCACAAUAUGGGAAUUCCUCAAUUGAGUUUGAUAUCAAUGGAUUGUUCGCUUCUGCAGUUGCUAAGACUAGCAAUUUGCAGAAGCAUCCCCAGCUUUCAUUAUCUUGUGGUGGAGCAUCAAAUAUGCUUUUGCUUUCACUCGAUGAAGAUGUAUUCAAUUCGGCAUUAGAGGCUUACUUCAAGGCAGGUUCCAUGCAUUGGGUUGUGGACAAAGUUCCUGAUCAAUCUCUACUGAAUACAGCAGGCUGGAAAUUUAUCAUUCCUCGCUUGUAUUGGAACUAUCCAAAUGACGACAUGGUCUUGAACAUUUCGAUGGCUUCAUCCCCAGUUAUGAGGAUUACAUCUGAUAAGAUUGGUGCUACCAUUAAUGCAGACAUGAUAAUUGAUGUUUUACAUGGCACAGAGACGGUUCCAGUUGCAUGCAUCUCUGUAGUAGUAAGCGCUUCAGGUGUUGUGGAAGCAUCAAGCAAUAAAGUAUACGGUACAGUUGACUUAGAUAAUUUCUCUCUAUCCUUGAAGUGGAGUAAAAUCGGAAACUUCCAUAUGUCUUUGAUUCAGGGAGUGAUACGGGUUUUCUUGAACACCGUAUGCAUGCCGUAUCUGAACUCGCACCUGGGGAAUGGAUAUAUCUUACCUGUGGUUCAUGGCUUCACUUUGAAAGAUGUCCAUGUAGUUACUGAUACCGAGCAGUUGACGCUUUGUUCAGAUAUUACCUUCGCUAAUGCAAGCCGCUUGGCGGCUUUACCAGUUUUGUGAUACCGGGCUGUACAGAGUCUGUAACUUCUGUCCGAGCCACAAACUUGGCCUUGGGGGAAGAGACAACACUUGCACAUAUGUGUACAUCAUUGUUCAUAGUCUCUUUGUUGAAAUUAUUCACAUUCAUUUGUACAAAUUUAUUUCCGCUUUUCUAAUACAGUUCAUUCUUGCGUA